This is a messenger RNA of Lethenteron reissneri (Far Eastern brook lamprey), 3158 nucleotides long. RefSeq lists its product as uncharacterized. The record is from RefSeq and is a predicted model, not a curated record. Lineage: Eukaryota; Metazoa; Chordata; Hyperoartia; Petromyzontiformes; Petromyzontidae.
AUGCCGGCGGAGAAACCGCCGGCCGUGCCGGCGGAGAAACCGCCGGCAAUGCCGGCGGAGAAACCGCCGGCAGUGCCGGCGGAGAAACCGCCGGCAAAGCCGGCGGAGAAACGGCCGGCGGAGAAACCGCCGGCGAGGCCGGCGGAGAAACGGCCGGCGGAGAAACGGCCGGCGGAGAAACGGCCGGCGGAGAAACGGCCGGCGGAGAAACGGCCGGCGGAGAAACGGCCGGCGAGGCCGGCGAAGAAACCGCCGGCGAGGCCGGCGAAGAAACCGCCGGCGAGAAAACCGCCGGCGAUGCCGGCGGAGAAAACCGCCGGCGAUGCCGGCGGAGAAACCGCCGGCGAUGCCGGCGGAGAAACCGCCGGCGUUGCCGGCGGAGAAACCGCCGGCGAUGCCGGCGGAGAAACCGCCGGCGAUGCCGGCGGAGAAACCGCCGGCGAUGCCGGCGGAGAAACCGCCGGCGAUGCCGGCGGAGAAACCGCCGGUGGUGGCCGGUGGUGCCGGUGGCGCCGGCCGCGAAGCCGACGGUGGCGCCGGCUCCUCGGCCGAGUAGCAAGGAGGACGGGAGGGGGAAGGCGGCCGGCGGCUCCCCGGGCCGGAAGGGUCGAUGGAGCUGGCCGCGGCUCGUCGGCCAUGCCGACGCUCCCGCCCGCGGCGGCUCGCCGGCCGGGGUUCAAAAUGACGACGCGCACGGCCCCUGACCUCUCCCAGACCAGCCUGGCGCGCGUGCAGCGCUUGCGCUGCAGCGGAGUGGCCAAGGCGCCCAGGAAGGCCAAGCUGAUCUCGCCCAAGCCGCUGGCGAAGCUGCGUGGCAACACGUACAUGCUCGCCUGCCAGGAGACGCGCCGGCGCGCCCAGCAGCUGGGCGGCGGCGGCGGGAGCACGCACGGGAGGGGACGUGCCGGGGGCGGUGCCGGCGCCGAGAGAGCGGCGAGGGUGCACCGCGAGAAGGAGGAGGACCGCGCGGCGGGCGGCGUGCCGCCGGCGCCGCCGCUUUCCGCCGCCGCCUGGCGGAACGACGGCGGCGCCAGAGGCGGCGACGAGUUGGAGGACGAGAACUUCUUCCGGCUGUCGCAGUCGCCGCCCAUCCCGCAGCAGAGCCAGGAGGAGCACUACAUGAGCGACCGCGACGAGUUCCGCUUCUCGGACGACGAGGCGGGUGAGGAGGCGACGGCGGAGCGGCGGAGCGGCCUGCCGGCCGUCCUCGGCGACUUGCCACCCGGCGUUCACUUCAAGCCGGGAACAUUCGCGGCGGCGGUAGCGGCGGUAGCGGCCACGACGGCCGCCAAAGAUAACGCGAGUGGCUCCGCCUCCGCCACCGACGCCACCAGCUCCUCCGAGCUCGUAGAGCGCGGCGGGGCCGAGCCGGGGUGGCGGUGGUGGGGCGAUGACGGGGAGUGGAACGACGGCGACCUCCUGAACCUCACCCAGCGCGACCCCGUCGACAUGGACGUCGACGAAGACGACCCCGGCGGCGAUGACGUCGUCCCCAUGGAGGUGGACGAAGCGCCAGAAGGCGCCGGCGGCGCCGACGAGCGCCGGCUCGGGACGGCGCCGCCCGGCGACGCCGGACCGCGCGCCCAGGCGACGGCCAGGGUGUUCGCCAGGCCGGGCCCGUCGCGCAACGCCCUGCUCACCGGCGACAUCGCCAAGGCGGCGGUCGCGCAGCCGCCGGCGCCCACCGGGGCCAGAGUCGGCGCCGCGCCGGCGCAGAGGCCUCCGUCGGCGGCGCCGGGCGGCGGAUUGUCGCCGCUGGAUGGCAUCCUGUCGCUGAUAGACGACAGCCGGGGGAGGUUUUGCCCGGCCGGCGCUUUGUCGGCGGCCGGCGUUUUGUCGGAGGCAGCGGCGGCGGGGAUGGAGGUGGGUGGCGCGGCGCCGGCGGUGAGGAGCGCCGCGGUGGUGGAGACGCGAGCCCUGGAGCAGAGCGUCGCCCGGGGCCGUGACCCCCACGGGGGAGUCGACUUCGGCGCCAUCACAGAACCGCUGUUCUUUAUCAACCAGGUGCUGCGCUGGGAGGUGCAGGCCCUGCAGAGAGGGGUGGGCGGCCCUCCCAGCGGCCUUUGCGGCUCGGAGCCGCGGUUCAGCGUCCCGCUGCACUUCCCGUCGCACGAGGCCUACGUGCAGGUCUUCCUGCCGCUGCUGCUGCUCGAGUCGUGGGAACAGCUGGCAUCGGACAUGGCAGAGGAGCGGCGCCGCAAUCGCCCGGCGUUCCGGAUGCGGCUCAAGUGCUCAUCGAACCGGCAAGGGCUGUCGUGCGGAGAGUUUGAACGGAUCCUUCCGGCCGCGGCCGCUGCAGCCUCUCCUCCGUUGGGGCUUGGCGACGUCCUCAUCUUGUGGCUGCCCACAGCCGGAGCCGGAGUCGGGAGCCGGAGUCGGGGAGGUGCCGUACCUGGGUUACGUGUGCCGCAUCACCCAGCAGGGCAUUGGCUCCGCCGUGACGCACGACCCGGCUCGGCGCGGACCCCACGGCGCCGCCGACGUCCGCUUCUCGGUGUCGGUGCAGACGGUGGGGCCGCUGUCGGCGCUGCUGGAGCGGGAGGUUCGCUGCGAGGCCGCCGGCGCGGUCGUGACGGCGGAGCGCCGCUACUGGGCGCUGCUGGCGCUGCCCCGCAGCCCGCUGGCCGCGGCGUUGCUGGCGCCCCGGCCGGCGGUCUUCAUGACGCCGCUCGCAGAGGCCACCGGAGGCUUGCCGAGGCCCGGGGAGGAGUACAACAGCGGGCAGCUGAUGGCCAUCGCCGCCGUCUGCAACAUGGUGCUCGGGUGCAAUGCGGGGCACCAGCAGCAGCAGCGCCAGCAACAGCAGCAGCCGCACAUCUGCCUGGUGCAUGGCCCUCCUGGCACCGGCAAGUCCUCCACCAUCAUGGGCAUCCUGUGCCGCCUGCUGCUUGCCGAGGGCCAGGAGCAGUUGGCACCGCCACCGACCUCCGGGCUGCGGGCACCACGCCCGAUGCGGAUCCUGCUGUGCGCUCCGAGCAACGGCACGGUGGACGACCUCAUGAAGAGAAUCAUCAUUAAGUUCAAGGACCUGGUACAGAACAAGGCGGCACCACGGGGAAACUGCGGAGACAUCAACCUGGUCCGGCUCGGAGCCGAGAGGAGCAUCUCCGAAAAGGUCAUCAAGUUCAGCCUGGACAACCAGCUGCAGCACCGCAUGA